AUGUCUGACACUGGUCGCCAAUCGUUCACCGACAAGGCUGGCGCUGCUUUGAAGCCCGAUAGCCAGAAGACCACGACCGAGCAGCUUGGCGAUACCGUCAAAGGCACGGCCGACUCGCUCGCCUCUACCUUGCAGCCGAACUCGGAGAAGAGCACUUCCCAGCAGGCCGGCGACGCGCUUUCGUCCAACCAGAACCACAACGACGAGAGCCUCCUCCAGAAGGCCAAGAACGCGGUCGGCAUGGGCGACAACACUCACUAG
Mycena indigotica is the source of this 261-nucleotide messenger RNA. RefSeq lists its product as uncharacterized. NCBI's taxonomy places the organism in Eukaryota, Fungi, Basidiomycota, Agaricomycetes, Agaricales, Mycenaceae. The transcript has 2 exons. The coding region runs from base 1 to 261 and encodes 86 amino acids. The record is from RefSeq and is a predicted model, not a curated record.